This is a messenger RNA of Yamadazyma tenuis ATCC 10573, 1206 nucleotides long. The record is from RefSeq and is a predicted model, not a curated record. NCBI's taxonomy places the organism in Eukaryota, Fungi, Ascomycota, Pichiomycetes, Serinales, Debaryomycetaceae.
AUGAUUCCUGUAUCGUAUCCAUCACCUCGAGUAUCACAGCUAGAUGCUUACAUCUUGGACUCCGAGCUCCUUACACUUCUAAAGCAAAACUUGGUGUCUGUUUUUCAAUUCCAUAAUAAUAGCUGGUGGGCCUACGAUCAGCAUCCUGAAUUAUGGGAUUUGAUUUUGAACAUUUGGGUAUUUAAGUUGACAGUUUGGAAGACCGGCUCUUCUUACGGGUUAUCGCUUCAAAACCUCAAGUUGGUCAACUUGCGAAACGGCAGGAAGAUCGGUUACACCAAACGUAGUUUAUUGCUUGCCCUCAUUGUGAGUGACUAUUUGUUCAGCAAGUUUCAGUCAUAUUUGUACGCUACCAGCGAACAGGCUGAUGACACCAAUGUCAACUUCAAGGGGUUUGCUGCGUUGAAGGCAUAUGUGAUUCGUCAUAAGGAUGCUAUACUAUCUAAAGUGAACAAUAGUUUAAGAAUCCUCAACUUGUUGAACUUCACACUAUUCUUGGUAAAUGGGAGGUACCCUACUUUGGUGCACCGAGUUUUAGGUAUAAGUCUCACUCCAAUUGUAACUGACUUACUCAAGUUCACCGGAGAUAAUGUUAACUUUGAGUUUCAAAACAGACAAUUGGUGUGGAAUGUGAUGACUGAGUUCUUGGUGUUCAUUCUUCCCUUGUUGCAAUUGAAAAAACUUAAGCAUAUGUCCAAGAGAUUGUUAAUGCCAUACAAAGAUAACGUUGAUGAGGCUGUUUCUCCGUAUGCUACGUUGCCCAUAUCCCAAUGUGCCAUUUGCCGAGAUAAAAAGGAUAGAGCUGUAAUGGCAGGAGAGAAGAAAAUGGCUUCUCUUCCAUGUAUGGUGACGAAUGCCUAUAUCACCAACUGCGGACACAAAUACUGUUACAUCUGUAUUGCUUCAUCGUUCAACGCAAUUGAGUCUUCUGAUGGUAACGAGAACUGUCUUCGGUGUAGCACCAAAUUGCAGUGGUUUAAAAGAUACGGAGAAGAUGAGGACGUCGAUCAGGAUGCCAUUAUGGUGGACUACGAUGAAAAGACUGAAGAAGCUGAAAAGUCGGGAGAUGAGCUGGAACAAUAUGCGUCAGACGAAGAUGAAGCCCGAAGCUUUGAUGAAUAUGAUAAUGACCAAGUAUUUGAUGAAGACGGCGGUCUUGAGGAUAUGGAAGACUUUGAUGAUCUUGACGAAGCCAUGGAACUAUAG